This is a messenger RNA of Thamnophis elegans (Western terrestrial garter snake), 1776 nucleotides long. It is a transcript of the gene PDXDC1, whose product is annotated as pyridoxal dependent decarboxylase domain containing 1. The record is from RefSeq and is a predicted model, not a curated record. NCBI's taxonomy places the organism in Eukaryota, Metazoa, Chordata, Lepidosauria, Squamata, Natricidae. Gene Ontology annotation, cellular component: intracellular membrane-bounded organelle.
AUGGGAAGGGAACCUUUACCUUUAACAAAUGUUAGUGAGUCAUGGAGGAAGCAAAGCGAGGAACGAAACGAAGUCAAGACAGAGUCCAAAGAGGCAUUUGGCAAGAAGACACUUCAGAGUGGCCCGUAUGGGAAAGCAGUCUACUUCCACCAUCAGAAAAUGCACACGGGGGCCGGGCACACGGACAAACUGGGUCGACUGAGGGAGCUCUGCGAGCAGCACGGCAUGUGGCUGCACGUCGAAGGGCCAGACUGGCUGGUUUUCAUGCCUAAGGGUGAAUCUAGCGACUUGGCUUUGGGUUACGUCUCAUCUUCCAUCAUGGCCGCAACUAAAUGCGACAGCCUGACAUUGACACUCGGACCCUGGCUGGGCCUUCCAGCAGUGCCUGCAGUGACUCUGUAUAGACAAGAGGACCCUUCUUUGUCGCUAGCAGCAGGCCUGACCUCCAGCCAGGUGGCGGAGAAGCUACGUGCUCUGUCCCUUUGGCUCUCCCUGCAGUACCUGGGCCACGAUGGAAUCGUGCAAAAAAUUAAACACGCCUCCCAGCUGAGUCAACGGCUACUGGAGAAUCUGAAGAACCAAGAUUUUAUUCGGACCUCAGUUGAAGAUGAAUUUAGCUCUCCUGUGGUGGUCUUCAAGUUUUCCCCAGAAAAGUCGCAUAUAGAUCAGAUGCUAUACGCUGCGCAACCAUCUGCGGUCACUGGGAAUGAGAGGGUUUGCGAUACCUUUAAUCAGUGGCUUGGAGAACAGUUGGCACAGUUGGUCCCUGCCAGCGGGGUGGACCUGGUUGAUCUGGAGGACGAAGGCAUGGUGCGUUUCAGCCCUUUGAUGACUUCUGCAGUUUUAGGAACCGAGGUUCAAGACGUGGAUCAGCUGAUGGACUGCUUAAAAAUGAAGGUCCCAGUUCUCAACUGCACUUUACAGCUGAGAGAGGAAUUCGAACAGGAAGUGAAAAGAACCGUCGGCUUGUCCUAUGUGGAAGAUUUUACCUGGCCCGGCCUCGGGGUGGUCAGGUAUAAGGGCCAAAACGAAGAGACACCGGAGAAAGACUCGGAGAAGAUUAACAGCGGUCUCCUGAAGAAGCUCAACGAACUGGAAUCAGACCUGUUAUUUUCUUCAGGGCCGGAAUUUGGAGCCGAGAAGAACUGCAUUUACAUCGGGAUGGUCACCGAGGAUCUCGAUGUCUCGGAACUGGUGGAAACGAUUGCAGCGUCCGGUCGGGAAAUUGAAGAAAAUUCAAGGCUUUUGGAAAACAUGACCGAGGUUGUGCGAAAAGGCAUCCUAGACGCCCAAGCUCAGCUGCAAAAAGCCAACGAGGAACGCCUCCUGGAAGAGGGUUUGCUUCGACAGAUUCCUGUGGUGGUUCUGGUCUGUCAACUGGUUUUCUUCCCAUUUCACGCCUCACCGAAGGGACAAACCUUUAAUCUAACAGCAGGGUCUUUGGAAUCCACAGAGACAACGUACCUAUCUAAAGCCCAGGGCACGGGGAUCACCCCGCCUCCCACUCCCACAUCAAGCCGUGGUCAAAAACUCUUUAAACGGGCCGGCAGGAACUCGGAUGGGGUCAGCGAGACCAGCUCGGUGAGCCAAGCUACCGACUUGGACAGAGGAGAAUUCGCAGCUUCUCCCCUCAAGCAGGAGAACGGCGGCGUCGAGGCGUCAAGCGAAAGCACCCCUCCCCUCCCCCAGGAAACGACCAGCGUUUCCCCAGGCACCCAAUCUUGGGCUCCGGGAAACGACCGUCCGCUCUCUGAGGAGCAAGAGAACCUUAGAUAA